AUGUCUAUCAAAGAAGAAGAUACUCAACCAGAAGAUGCAGGGACAGCGGAUGCACAGACCAAGCUGGAUGGAUCAAAAACGCAGACUAGCGCUGUAAAGCAAGAAACAUCGGACGCUCAUGUAGAACCCAAAACGGUUCCUCAAAAGGCAGUGGGCGUGGCCAGACUGCUGGUAUAUAGUCGACCACCGCGAGCACGCGCCGACUAG
Messenger RNA from Cylicocyclus nassatus, 207 nucleotides. The record is from the annotation of a GenBank genome assembly. NCBI's taxonomy places the organism in Eukaryota, Metazoa, Nematoda, Chromadorea, Rhabditida, Strongylidae.